CCGGCGUAGGGCACGUGUCCACUAUAAAUUACGGAAGGCGGCGCUGCACUUGGCUUACACCGACGGAGAAGCAUCGUCAGCAAGGUGAUUCAGUCCCCACCUGUAUACAGUAGCCAUGUCAGACCUCUGUGUUGGAAUCAACGGCUUCGGUCGUAUCGGCCGUCUGGUCUUGAGGGCUUGCCUCCAGAAGGGCAUCAAAGUUGUUGCCAUCAAUGACCCCUUCAUUGACCUUCAGUACAUGGUCUACAUGUUCAAGUAUGACUCCACCCAUGGCCGUUACCAUGGCGAGAUCUCCCACGAGGAUGGGAAGCUUAUCGUCGAUGGCAAUGCCAUCUCUGUGUUCCAGUGUAUGAAGCCAGCAGAGAUCCCUUGGGGCAAUGCUGGAGCUUUGUAUGUUGUGGAGUCCACUGGAGUCUUCCUCAGUGUGGAGAAAGCCUCAUCUCACAUCCAAGGUGGGGCUAAGCGUGUGGUUGUCUCCGCCCCCUCACCUGAUGCUCCAAUGUUUGUCAUGGGAGUCAAUGAGGACAAAUAUGACCCCUCCUCCAUGACCAUCGUCAGCAAUGCCUCUUGCACCACUAACUGCCUGGCGCCCCUGGCUAAAGUCAUCCAUGACAACUUUGGCAUUGAAGAGGCUCUUAUGACUACAGUGCACGCAUACACAGCCACUCAGAAGACAGUGGAUGGUCCCAGUGCUAAGGCCUGGCGCGAUGGACGUGGUGCCCACCAGAACAUCAUUCCAGCCUCCACCGGUGCUGCCAAAGCUGUGGGCAAGGUCAUCCCUGAACUCAAUGGUAAGCUGACAGGCAUGGCCUUCAGGGUGCCAGUUGCUGAUGUAUCAGUGGUCGACCUGACAUGCCGCCUCUCCCAGCCUGCAUCCUACGCUGAUAUUAAGGAAGCCGUGAAGAAGGCUGCACACGGCCCCAUGAAGGGGGUGCUCGGAUACACCGAGGACCAAGUGGUGUCCUCUGACUUCGUUGGCGACACCCACUCCUCCAUCUUUGAUGCUGGUGCUGGCAUCUCCCUCAAUGACAACUUUGUCAAACUCAUUUCCUGGUAUGACAAUGAGUUUGGCUACAGCCACCGUGUUGCUGACCUGCUGAUGUACAUGCACUCCAAGGAGUAGGCACUUCCUGUCCAGAAAGGAAGUCAGGAAAGGGACCACCCCAACCAACUACCCACCCCUCCCCUUCUCUUUUACACACAGACUCCCCCCAUAGCCAAGUCUUAGCAUCACAAUCCUUUAGCAAUUCUAUUUGUAGGCAGCAGCAGCGAUGCAGUCGAGUGUUUUGAGUUAAUCUGUUUUAUCCUUUAAUUACGAAACGGUUGGUCGGUGACAGUAUUUGUUGUGUCCGUGUGUCCCCCUCCAACUCCCACUGCCAUUUUAGAUGUCUUUAUGGUCACAUUCCAUGGUUGACUACUGUAUCCAUCUCCCUAUUGGUGUGUUUUAAAGGCUUAUUAAACAGUGGAAGGAGAAGAAGAGAGGCAGAGCUACUGUAUGUCCGUUAAUGAGCAAUGAGAAUAAGAAAUAAAACUUGAAAAACCUAAAGCUGUCUUCUUGGCUUU
Molecule: messenger RNA, 1563 nt
Organism: Lampris incognitus (smalleye Pacific opah)
Lineage: Eukaryota; Metazoa; Chordata; Actinopteri; Lampriformes; Lampridae
Gene: gapdhs
Product: glyceraldehyde-3-phosphate dehydrogenase, spermatogenic
Exons: 11
Coding region: 116-1123 (335 amino acids)
Biological process (GO): glucose metabolic process
Molecular function (GO): NADP binding; NAD binding; oxidoreductase activity, acting on the aldehyde or oxo group of donors, NAD or NADP as acceptor
Source: RefSeq, a predicted model, not a curated record